Molecule: messenger RNA, 7244 nt
Organism: Nannospalax galili (Upper Galilee mountains blind mole rat)
Lineage: Eukaryota; Metazoa; Chordata; Mammalia; Rodentia; Spalacidae
Gene: Snx13
Product: sorting nexin 13
Exons: 26
Coding region: 640-4029 (1129 amino acids)
Biological process (GO): positive regulation of GTPase activity
Cellular component (GO): early endosome
Molecular function (GO): phosphatidylinositol binding
Source: RefSeq, a predicted model, not a curated record
UUUUUUUUAGACCUUUUGUAGGAAUGAGAUGAAAGUGUUUUAUUUCUCUAGUCCAAGCACUUUUCACUUUCCUUGGCAAGUGGCUUGUAGCAACAUACAUCUUCACAACUAUGUGCAGGUGAACUUCUUGACAGUCCAGAAAUGAGCUCUCUGCUUUCGCACACUGGCCCUUAUAGCAGUGGACUGAUAAAGCAGUCAGAUUUGGGAGUUCUAUGCACAGAAUUUCAGACUUCAGUCCUAUUUAAUUUGGGACUACGUACAAAGAUAUCUGCUGACAUUUGCUCAGUGACACACAAGAAGCACGUCGUAGAAAGCUGAAAACACACACACCAAUAAAACUUUGGAGACUGCAGCUCCAAGGCGAAACAUGCUUUACUUUAAGGGGUUGGUUCUGGGCCAAUCACCAAGCAGCAGUCCUAGCUCUGCCAGGAUCAGGUGAAGGCGAUAAGCUCGAAUCACUUCUGCAACCUGUCGCGCACCAGCACACAAGUCACUGGGAGCCACAGAGGAAAGUUUGUCAAAGUUUCGGACAGAGCCAAUUCAGGUCCCACCGUCCAGGCGGCAGCUUCAGGUGCACCACGCGGUGCCGGGGACUGCGGCGGAGUGUUCGACGACUCCGCGUGGCCGGGGAGAUGCGGGAUGGGAGCUUCCCUGCAGACAAGCAGCCUCCGUGGCCUGAAGCCGCGAGAGAUCCGCAGCGCCACCAGCCCACGUCGAGGCUUCGGCUGUGGUCGCCCGUCCCUAGGGCUGGGCGACCCCAAGUUCCCGCUACACCGAAGCCCCGGGAGCGGGUCACCCCCAAGCGCGCAGCCCAGUGCCCGCCUCCGUGCCUCCCUGCGCCGGCGCCAUGGAGACAGUCACAAGACGCCCGCGGCUGGCGCGUCGGCCAAUGGGAGCGCACGUCGCGGGGAGACGCGGACGUCGCUCUUCCAAGAUGGCGGCGCGUCCGUCGCGAGCAGCCGGGCCCGGGGGAAGCCAGCGAAGCCGAGUAAAGCCGCCGCCCCGGACGGGAUUGAAGGAGCAGUUGCCGCCCUUGGCGGCGGCUCGGGCAGUUUCCGCUGCUGCUACGGCUGUUGCCAUGCGGCGAGGCUAGGGAGGACCUCACUUCCCCGGGGUGUAAUGAUGUUAACAGAGGCCAGUCUGUCCAUAUGGGGAUGGGGAAGCCUUGGCACUGUCCUUUUUCUAAUAACCUUUGGACCCUUUGUAAUAUUUUAUUUGGCAUUUUAUAUCCUCUGCUUUGUGGGUGGGGGUUUAGUGGUUACUCUCUUGUUUGGGAAAACAAACUCAGAAAAAUACCUAGAGCAGUGUGAACACUCUUUUCUUCCUCCAACAUCUGCUGGAGUUCCUAAGUGCUUAGAAGAAAUGAAGCGGGAAGCCAGAACUAUUAAGAUUGAUAGAAGAUUGACGGGUGCCAAUAUAAUUGAUGAACCUCUCCAGCAAGUUAUCCAGUUUUCCUUGAGGGAUUAUGUCCAGUAUUGGUAUUAUACACUAAGUGAUGAUGAAACAUUUCUUCUUGAAAUUAGGCAAACUCUUCAAAACGCACUCAUUCAGUUUGCUACAAGGUCUAAAGAAAUAGACUGGCAGCCUUAUUUUACUACACGCAUUAUAGAUGAUUUUGGCACUCAUCUACGGGUAUUCAGAAAGGCCCAGCAGAAGAUAACCGAGAAAGAUGAUCAAGUUAAAGGUACAGCAGAAGAUCUUGUAGAUACCUUCUUUGAAGUUGAAGUUGAAAUGGAGAAGGAAGUUUGCCGGGAUCUAGUGUGCACUUCUCCCAAAGACGAAGAAGGAUUCCUAAGGGAUUUGUGUGAGGUUUUAUUAUACUUAUUACUACCUCCUGGAGAUUUCCAGAACAAGAUCAUGCGAUAUUUUGUCAGGGAAAUCCUUGCACGAGGAAUUCUUCUUCCAUUAAUAAAUCAACUCAGUGAUCCUGAUUAUAUUAAUCAAUAUGUCAUAUGGAUGAUUCGUGAUUCAAAUUGCAACUAUGAGGCCUUUAUGAACAUUAUUAAAUUAAGUGACAAUAUUGGAGAGUUAGAAGCAGUCAGAGACAAGGCAGCAGAAGAAUUACAAUAUCUUAGAUCUUUAGAUACAGCUGGUGAUGAUAUUAACACUAUCAAAAAUCAAAUAAAUAGCUUAUUAUUUGUAAAGAAAGUAUGUGACUCAAGAGUACAACGGUUGCAGUCAGGCAAAGAAAUAAAUACUGUGAAACUAGCAGCAAACUUUGGGAAACUUUGCAUAGUUCCCCUGGACAGCAUUCUUGUAGACAAUGUUGCACUACAGUUUUUUAUGGAUUACAUGCAGCAAACUGGAGGUCAGGCACAUCUUUUCUUUUGGAUGACAGUGGAAGGAUACCGGGUUACAGCACAACAGCAGCUAGAGGUUUUAUCAACUCGUCAGAGAGAUGGAAGACAUCAAACCAACCAAACCAAAGGUCUUUUAAGAGCAGCUGCUGUUGGAAUUUAUGAACAGUAUUUAUCUGAAAAGGCAUCUCCAAGAGUUACUAUUGAUGACUAUUUAGUAGCAAAAUUAGCAGAUACUUUGAAUCAUGAAGAUCCAACGCCUGAAAUCUUUGAUGACAUUCAGAGAAAGGUAUAUGAAUUGAUGCUCCGGGAUGAAAGAUUUUAUCCUUCCUUCAGGCAGAAUGCACUCUAUGUGAGAAUGCUAGCAGAGCUUGACAUGUUAAAAGAUCCUAGCUUCAGAGGAUCAGAUGAUGGGGAUGGAGAAUCUUUUAAUGGUUCUCCUACGGGAAGUAUAAAUUUGUCUUUAGAUGACCUAUCAAAUGUCUCUUCUGAUGAUUCCAUACAACUUCAUGCCUACAUUUCAGACACUGUAUAUGCUGACUAUGACCCAUAUGCUGUGGCAGGCGUUUGUAAUGAUCAUGGCAAGACAUACGCGUUAUAUGCCAUCACUGUGCACCGGCGCAACCUAAACACUGAGGAGAUGUGGAAAACCUACCGUCGCUACAGUGACUUCCAUGACUUCCACAUGAGAAUCACAGAACAGUUUGAAAAUCUGUCAAACAUAUUGAAGCUUCCUGGUAAAAAGACUUUUAACAAUAUGGAUAGAGAUUUUUUAGAAAAGAGGAAAAAGGAUUUAAAUGCCUAUUUACAGUUACUCUUAACUCCUGAAAUGAUGAAAGCUUCCCCAGCUUUGGCUCACUGUGUGUAUGAUUUCCUUGAGAACAAAGCCUAUAGUAAAGGGAAAGGGGAUUUUGCUCGCAAGAUGGACACUUUUGUAAAUCCACUUCGCAAUUCUAUGAGGAAUGUUUCAAAUGCAGUUAAAUCCCUUCCUGAUAGCUUGGCAGAAGGAAUGACUAAAAUGUCAGACAACAUGGGCAAAAUGUCAGAAAGAUUAGGUCAAGACAUAAAGCAGUCAUUUUUUAAGGUGCCUCCUUUAAUUACGAAGACCGAUUCAGAUCCUGAACACUGUCGAGUCUCAGCUCAACUUGAUGAUAAUGUGGAUGACAAUAUUCCACUUAGGGUAAUGCUGCUUCUAAUGGAUGAAGUGUUCGACUUAAAAGAGAGGAAUCAGUGGUUGCGAAGGAACAUCAAAAACCUGCUUCAGCAGCUUAUUAGAGCAACAUAUGGUGAUACUAUCAAUAGAAAAAUAGUUGACCAUGUUGAUUGGAUGACCUCACCCGAGCAAGUAGCUGACUCAGUGAAACGAUUCAGAGAUGCAUUUUGGCCAAAUGGCAUUUUAGCAGAGGCCAUGCCAUGUAGAGAUAAAGCUACUCGAAUGAGAACAAGAAUUGCAGGAAAAACGAAGUUACUUGCAAUUAUGCCAGAUGAACUGAAGCACAUUAUUGGAGCUGAGACGACUCGGAAAGGUAUUCUUCGUGUUUUUGAAAUGUUUCAGCACAACCAGCUAAAUAGGAGAAUGGUUUAUGUCUUCUUGGAAGGCUUUUUAGAAACCUUAUUUCCACAGUAUAAAUUCCGUGAACUUUUCAACAAACUUCAUUCACGGUCAAGGCAGAUGCAGAAGUAUAAACAGAAACUUCAAACUACUCAAGCGCCUUCUUUACAGAAAAGGUGACACUCAAAUCUCUGAAGCUGGUGUUCAUUUUGUCCAGGACUGAUGGUAUGGAUAGAUCUUCUGGGGCUUAACUCACAUACUGUUGUGUCUGCACCAGUCUUUUAGUGUCUCAACAUAGAUUAUUAGUACAUUCAUAGACUGGUUCUUCUCAUUCUCAUCUAUAAUCCAGCCACUACCAAGAGAGAUUCCUGUGUCUUAAAUGAUUUGGUGCAUAAUUUGCAACAUUGAGAGGAUACUGCCCCCAUCUCAUGCAAGAAUGGAGUUGGUCUCUUCCGUUCCAAACUAAUCAGCAUUUUCCACCAAUGACAAAGUGCCAGAUUGUAUGUCUGAGAGCUAAGGAAAGCACAAAACAAUGGUUCACAGAUCCGUUGCCUAAUUUGUUUAAUAGCUAGAGACUGUGCAAUGUAUGAUUUGGAGAGAUUUGUUUUGCUGAAUUACCUUGUGGGUCUGUGUCAGCAUUUUUUAUCUCAUGUGGAUGAGCCAGGUAAAUCUUUAGAACAAUUGUUUCAAGGUCUGAGAAAUGUGACAGAAUGUCCAUAAAGUAUGAAAUAACCCUUUUCCCUAAAUUAGAGUUUUAUGUUGUAAUGUAAACAAUAUAAAAUAAAACCAAUCAAACCCAGAAUUUGAUUGGAUUUAUUAUUCAUUGGCAUAAACUUUAAUUGAUUUUUAUGUGCUUGAGGGCUCUGUUUUGCUCUUACGGUACUCAGCUAUUAACUUUUCCUUUGGCAUUCUGUGCAAAAGAAGCAUGUGGUAGCUCUCAUGUAAGUUUCACAAUAAGUAUUUUUGUCUUUUUAACAGAUUACUGAUUAUACAGAAGGGGAAUUAUUUAUUGGAAGAACUGCCAAAUACAUUCUGUCCUUCUAAAAAUUGGGAAUUAAAACAGUACUCUAUUGAAAGCUACCAUAUGAUAACUAAAUCAUAUGAUCUAGACAUGCCUUAGAGAAAUAGCAAAUCAAAGGAUUAAUGAGCUUAUAGUCCUAUGUAAACAUAUAAAUGCCUAAUUCUAUUAUGUGUACAUAUAUGAAAAUAAAUAAUGAAAACAGAACUGUACUAUUUUUUAAAAUGCUUUUAUUUAUAUUUCGCAUAAUGUAAAAUUCUAAAUAAAGCUAGUACACAGAAACCUUUGGUGUAUACAUUUAAGUCCCUAAUAUAAUUUUAUACAGUGAAACUGAAUACCUUUUCCAGUUUUGAAGCCUUUACAUUUCCUGGUGUUUUCUCCAUUUUGUCCAUAGGGAAGUCUUCAUACCCUACAUAUGCAGGAUUUCUGCAGUUUUAAAUACUUCCAGUGACUGAGGGUUUGGAUGUAUCAGCUCUUUUUGUUUUAAAAAUAUUUAACACUAAAACCUUAAAAUAGUGAAGCUUCUUAUCAGACCACUGAGCCAGUAUCCUGGUAUUAAAAGAACGUUUGGGUGCUUAAGAUAAAGGGAUAGAGUAUUGGUAUCCCAGUUAUUUGGGAGCUUUAAGAUUGGAACAAGAUACUCAUGUCUUGCUUUCAUUUAGAUCCUACUUACAAAGUAAAGCCUAUUAACAAAGGAAAGCCUUUCUUUAAAGCUUUAUAAUAAUAUUUAUUAAUGCUGUUGUGCAUACUUGUAGUAUGCAUAUAUUCAGCAUGUGUUGCAUGUCUUCAGACUUACUUAUGUAAAAUCCCUUUCCAUGCAACUUGCAAGUGAGAAAGAUUCUGUUUCUUUGGUGGAAGAAAUAUUUCUUCUACUCAGUAUGUCUCCUUCCCCUUGUCCCUUCACCUUUCCCUGUGUCCCAGGCUUUAAAAUUGGGCUGUGUGAAACUUGUCUGUAGGAAGCAUCAGCAUGGCCGUAAGUGCAAUGAUUUUCAUAUAUACCCCUGCCCAUGUAAGUAUAUUUUUACAUGAACAAAGCUAAGUGUAUACAGAAGAAUUCAUGCAAGAGCCUAGUUGUGUACAUGUGAAAAAGCAUUUCUGUAUGAAGUGAGGAAAACUGGCUGUCAACCAGGGAAAGAAAGGUCCUUAAAAUAGCAAAUUUUCCUAACAGCCCUGCAAGACAACUGCAAUCAUACCAAAAAAAAAAUUUGAAAAAAUGGGUUUUUAAAGUAAUUUUUGUUUAAAAGAGUUUAUAUUUCAGAAGCAGAAAUGUCAAACGGUAGCCUAUAUUAACAAUAGUGUACAUCUCUAUGCACAUCUGUAUUUUACGUCAGAGAGUGUGUGGGAAUGUUAAAACUAGAGAUAACCUUUUUGAGUGGCUUGGUCAAGCUGUGUAGAAUAUUUAACCCAUCAGUCAAGUGCAGUGUACCAUGUUUAAUAAAGUUAUUAUGCUUAAUGCUUUUAUUGCAUUUCUGGGUAUAUACAUGAAGUCUUCUGAUGUUCGAUUUCUGAAUGUUUUUAAGUCAGUGGUGCCUUUAGGCAAGAACCUUCAAAAUUAAUCAUUCUUUGGGUUUUCUGAUGUUUCAGGUAACACAAAACUACUUAGAAACCAUCACAGCUUUUUCACUUAAAACUUGAUUGUAUGAUUUAAAUAUAGCACUUAAAUGAGCAUUUCCUAUAAUUAGGGUGUUCUAAAUAGUUGCUGGAAACAAUUGUGCCAUUGACCAAUGGAUGCACUUGGUUAGCCUUAAUUUAAAACAAACAAAAUAAUUUCUUGAAUAAUUCAGUUUGCUCAUUUUAAGUUUGUGCUGCUGCUGUUUGGGGGCAAAAAUCAGUUAAGUGCUACCAGAGAGUGUACCGUUUUUUUAAAAUUAAGAACAAUAUAAAUUUCACAAUCUAAUAUUUUAAUUUUGUGCAAUAUUUUCAUUCAAUGCAUGUGUAUUUGAGUAAUUGUAAAAUAAAUGAAUUUUUAAUGUUUUGAGGUGUAGUUUAACUGUCUUCUUAACCCAACAACUUACAUUCCGUUGUUGCUGCAUCCUCUUAUUUAAAGACUUGUUUUAAAAGUCUUUUUGUCACUCCUUGUAAAAUUCUUUUUAUUAGUAGUAAAUUUUGUUUAUGGGAGCAUGGCUCCUGUAUUGCAAGGGAAAACUAUAAAGAGCACAUUUUAGGAUUAUUAUUGUUAAAAAAUACCUUGUGCAUAUCAUUGUACAGUUAAGUGUCAGUUGUGUGCCUAACUGUUCUAUCAAUGCUCUCCUUCUUUAACAAAGAAGAAAAGAUCAGAAUGUCAGUUAUUUUUAUUAACUAAAAAGAUUAAAAUUUUUAUUUGGUUUGUUAUGUUCUGUCCAUUAGAAAACACUAAUAAAGUAUUAACAAACACUUU